Messenger RNA from Punctularia strigosozonata HHB-11173 SS5, 2235 nucleotides. RefSeq lists its product as uncharacterized. Lineage: Eukaryota; Fungi; Basidiomycota; Agaricomycetes; Corticiales; Punctulariaceae. The transcript has a single exon. The record is from RefSeq and is a predicted model, not a curated record. Bases 1 to 2235 code for a protein of 744 amino acids.
AUGCCCGACCCGACCAUGCCUCCACGCGGAAGCGCCUCGGCGCCAACCUUCGACGACGACCCGGCGGAGCUCGGCCGAUACUUUGAGGAGCUUGAAGAGCUCUUCCUCUCGUGCAAGAUUGCGGACGACGCCGAAAAGGUCCGCCACGUCGUGCGCUAUGCCACCGCCAAGCCUGCCAGCACAUGGAAGAUGGAAUCGGCUUAUGACGCGAAGGACUACGCCGCGCUCAAGACUGCCAUCUUCGAGAUGUACCCGGGUUCGAAGCCCGAAGCUCAGUGGUCGCGCGAAGACCUGCGGCGCAUCGUCUCUGCACGCGCGGCGAGUCCCAUCUCUUUGCGUAACGAGCUCGGAUCAUACUACCGCGACUUCAAAGGCAUAGCUCAGUACCUCAUCAAGAAGCUCUGGCUCUCCGAGAACGAGGCGAACUUUCUAUUCAUCGACGGCUUCACCGGUCCCUUGCGCGAACGACUCGACUUCCAACUGGCGGUACUACACCCAUCUCAGAACCCGAAUGAGGCUAUCCCGCGCGACAAAGUCUUUGCGCAAGCUGACCAUCUCCUAUCGGCGCGGCAGGGUGCUGUCUUCGCUGCGGAAUUGCCUCGGACACAUUUUCCCACGCCUGCUGCGGAAUAUCCGCGGGGGAUUUCACCGGCGGCUUCGCCCUCAGCUACAAUCGCAGCGCCUGCCGGUAUGAUCAAAGUUGAGGAUAUCCAGUACUACAUCAGCGCGGCGCUCGCAGCUCAACAGAACACGCGCACCUCGUCCGCUCAAGUCCCGGUUACAGCCCCUACCGCCCACCACCCGGCAUCGCAGCCGCCUCUCGCCUCUCGUCCGUACUCCAAUGACUGCCACAUGUGCGGCAAGCCCGGCUGCCGAGUCAGCUCAUGCCCAGAUGGUCACGAACUCGUCCGCACCGGGAAGGCUAUACGAAACGAAGCGGGGCGCUUCACGCUACCGAACGGACAAUUCCUCCCGCGGCAUGUCGAAGCGCCGACAAUGAAAGAAAGGUUCGAGAAGUUCCACGCACUCUACCCUGGCAGCACGGCAUCGGAUCUUCGGGGAGGGCAACGCGACGACCCCCCGCACAUGGCCUCGCAUUUUUUUGGCAAGCUGGCGGCGUUUAAUGAGGGAGUAACGUUGCCGGCCACCCCUACUCCCGCUUUCGAAGGUGCGCGCAUUGAAGAGAUCAUUGAUGAAGACGACGACCCGGUUCAAGACCUCCUGCGUGCGCAACUCGAGCACCUCCCUUCCUCCGAUCCGUGUGUUCAGAUUUUCGAGGCUGCUUUGGAGGCGCGCAAGCAGCAAGUCGCAGACGGCGUCAAGGCACCGAGGAGGACAUCCAGUCGCCUUAGCCAGAAAAAGGAGGUCCGCUUUUCGGACGACAGCGCGAAGUCCACCUCUAGCAAGCCUAGCGAAACGCCUGCUCCUCCCGUCGCCGUGCCAGCUCCAGGACCGCGCCCGCCAGCUCAGCCUUACCAGCCGAACGGACCCUCAGUGCACGUACCUCGCGCACCGCCGACUGCUCCUCAGUUCCGAUACCAAGCGCCCAUUGAAAAUGAUGCAAACGCGCCUAAUCUCGUCAAGCAACUCCUCGAUCAACCGCUACUGGUGUCACCCCGUCACUUGCUCGCAGUCAGUCCCGACGUUCGGAAGGAACUCAGCCGUCACAUCUCGACGAAGCGCACACAGCUCGACUCUUCGACAACGCCAGCACCUUCUACGUCGACCAAUGACUUCUCACAAACAUCUUCCGCGCACUUUGCCGAUGUCGACUCUCCGCGCCCGGUACCAGCCUCAGCAAGUAACUGUCGCCUACGCACAAUUCGUCCGGUUGUAGGCGGCACAAUCCAGCCCGAGUGCAUCCUCGAUACGGGAUGCGAGAUGGUCGCGAUGCGUCAAGACGUUUGGGAACAGCUGAAAUGGCCACUCAACGUGGACGACCGGAUCACAAUCGAGGUUGCCAACAAUACCACAACGCAGUCCUGUGGAUCACUCAAGGAUGUCCCGUUCGAGAUCGGCGGCCUCACCUUCAAUCUCCAGGUCCAGGUCGUACCGGAGGCGCCCUGGGAAGUGCUCAUGGGUCGUGCCUUCCACACGUUUGCAAGCUGCAUAACUCAGGACUUCCCCGAUGGCAAUCAAUACAUCACAAUCACUGACCCAGUAUCGCGGCGGCGCGUUCAGAUCCCUACGCACGAGCGAAGUGUUCCCCGGCGCCCGCAUUCCGAGGAUUUUUAG